Messenger RNA from Pomacea canaliculata, 4788 nucleotides. RefSeq lists its product as uncharacterized. The transcript is spliced from 3 exons. The record is from RefSeq and is a predicted model, not a curated record. Lineage: Eukaryota; Metazoa; Mollusca; Gastropoda; Architaenioglossa; Ampullariidae. The coding region runs from base 2110 to 2856 and encodes 248 amino acids.
AACAACACCAGCAAAAACAAGACAUCAUCAAAAACUCCAGCGUGUGUCUGUGUUUCUUUGUGAGCUCGUGACCGCGUGUGGGUGCGCGCACGUAACACGAGAGCAUAUGCGAAACCAUUGAAGUAUUUUUGCUGUCGCCAGCUCGACGAGACCACACUCGCUCAUACAGGCUUGCACUGCUUCCCAGUAACAACAGACCAACGAGGUCAGAAAAAGAAAGUCACCCCGACCGCCAGUCGCAAGAACUGAAGACCUGAGGUCACGACACGACAGGAGGCGCAGCACGGGACUUGUCUCUCGUUUGGUUUAUGGCACAAAGAUGUCAUCCAGCCUUGCAAGUAGCAGAUCCUUCUGGUCUUGAAAGGUCGAUAAUCAACGGCGUGCGGGGAGGAGUGGGAUAUAUUUGUCCUGUUUAAAUCAAUCCCCUUGCACCACCCCUGUCCUCCCCCCUGUCAGAUGCCCACUUGCAGAUCAGAAAAUGUAUUGAAAAAAAUAUCAGCCAUGAGCUUGAAGAGAUUUACGACAAUGGCCAGUGCCAAGCAGCUAAGCACAGUUCGAUAUCAUGAAAACGCUUCAAAAAUCAAAAACAAAAUUCAGGGCGAAAAACUAAAAAAAUAAGGGAAUGCAGUACAAAUCCUCUCUAUGCGAUGAUUAAAGGGCCGCCACCAGAGGGCCUUCACAUUGUCCGAAUGUGUUUCUAGCGAAUGUUUUACAUGAUGGUAAUACAAAAAUGUGCCUAACAUGAUAACAUAUUUGAGAAUGUAAGAAUUCCAUUUAAAAACCUCUUAGGGAAGGUUCACCGAUGAUGCAUGGAAGACUGUCGAAUCACCUGAGGAUAGAAGAAGAUUCGCAAAACCAACCCCAAUGCAAAUUUUGGGUACUCACAAAAGCACACCCGAAUUAAAAUUUUUUGCCAAGAUAUUUACAAGGCCAGAAAAAAAGUUGCAGAAUAAAAUACGAGAACCAUGUACUCAAGCAAUACACGACCCAGGGAUGCUUCGAGAACAUGAAAAUAAAACGAGGUAGGAAUCCACUCGAUGCUGGCGCCUGGCUGUAAGGGUCUCAGUCCUGAUGGCGACAGGGAGAUUGUCACUGAGACAUGAAACUUUACACAACCUUGUCUUAAAAUAAAAGUAUGAUUUGUCCUAAUCUGGUCACCACUUUGCCGCAGACUCACCAUGGACUUUGCCUUAAGCAGCGACCUUUGUCGAUGAAACGUGGACAGAACUACUGGAGGAGUGGCGAGGGUGGUCAUAGUCGACACUGGAAUAGAACAACCUCUGGCGUACGUGUCGGCGAUGAUUAUAAAGACAACGGCUCCUCUGACCGUCAGGCGGACUGCGAAUGGUCACGACAGGGGAGAUCACCCUUUGUCCGCAGAGAUUCUCACGCCUUUCCAUGCUAAAAGCCCGGAAAUGGAAAUUUUUUCUCUCCACGAAGCGCCGCUUGAUUGAAAACUACGCAGUGGUUGAACAACUCUAGGUAUGCAGACGACCACAGCGAGGGCUUAGCAUCAUCGGGGUUCUCCCCUGCCCCCACCUUUCACCCCUGACACAAAAAGCGCAAAAACAGGGAAGUCAGAACAUAAAAACAGGCUGUGUCUCAUUAGUGUCGAAAGCAGGAGCUACAGUCGUUUGUCAGGUGUUCACAGACAAGUGAGAAGUUGACAUGAUGUCGACAAACGACGACAAUCUGACGAUGACAUACUCUGGCUUCUGAUGAGACGCUCAUCGACUGCUGUAGUACGAAAGGACAGCUUCUGCCGCACUUUGCUGUCCUCCACAACGACUCCUGUCGUGAGGCUGCUGCGACACCGGGGGCCCGCGCGAGCACGUACAGGCGGAUGUCUGUCAACAGCAAGUAAACUGCUGUGUCUCGCCGCAGCUUCCGCUGCUGCUGUUGUUGCUGUUGCAUUACACGAGACUUGUCGAGGGUCUGUCGCAAGCUUGUUGCUGUGUCGUCUGCACUUGUGUCUGCAGUCUAUCGAGGAGCGCGUGCGUGUGCGCGACGAGUGCGUCUGUCGGUGGCGCCGCUGGUGGUGGACGGAUGAUGCUAACCGUGUGUCUCGUGUCGUGCAGCUUAACUUCUCCAGCCCCGGGACCAUGAACCAUGAACGACAACGUGCUGCAACCUGCUGAGAGAAACAGGACGGCUCUCGAUGUCCAUGGCCGCCUGCACCUGCGUCUCCAUGACAUGGGGAAUGACACAUGGCUGGGCUACAUCGAGGACCGACGACGUUACAACGAAAACGACGACAUCGGAGCGCUGUACUACGUCAUCGCCGUCAUCUUCAUCUACGGCCUAUCCAUCGUCAUGAUGAUCGCCUCACACAUUCGCAAGAACAAGCAGGACUGCCAGCUGCGGGCCUACCUGAAGGAGAUGGCCAUCCUGCGCAAGGCCGACCGGCGCGAGAAGCUGAUGGGCCGCAUCUCCACGCUGGCCAACGCCAACAAGUUCAAGGCGCCGCCCAAGAACGACGACUCCAAGGAAGAGACAGAAGGUUUGGUGCGGUCGGGUUCAAAAGGCACCCCGCGGAUCGAGCCCAAAGUUGGCUCGACGAAGCACUCGGCGCGCCCCGCCAGCGCGCGGAGCGUGGGCGGCAACACCUCAGACGACAGUCGCUCGCUGCAGCUCUUGAAGAAAGGUUUGGGCGACGACGACGACGGUGCGAGAACGGAGGAGGAGGGCGGAACUGACUCAGUUUUUCUGCCUGUGGACUUUGCAAUGGAGAUGAACCGUCUGACUCCCAUGGCGACGCCCAUGACAACGCCUUCCGCUACCCCCUCACCUCCCGCUCGCCACAACGUGAAAAUGAAGACAAGGAUCUGCUUUGUGGAUGAGGGAGACAUCUUAUGACGAACUUGUCCAAAUGUUUUGGUGGAGAAAAUCGCUUUUUGUGUUUGAUCAUUCUUUUCGGCACAGUGCGAGGCGUGUGCUCAGUGCUUUGAGGAGUGAUGCCAAGCAGACCGAAUCACAGCUACAAGGGGAUUACCAAGGAAGAUUACCCUAACCCCCGUCACUGUCCCCCGUCCUUCUGGUGCACGGGAAACCUCGACAAAACAGUAUCAUCGUUUUACGAGGUGUAAAGAGAGGGUGUUCUGGUGACUUUUGACCGUAUGUCGACAAGAAAUGAGUUUGUGAUUUUCAAAGUGGAGUUUGCUCUCGGAAUAUUAAAAGUUCUACAGCUACUCCAGUUUUGUGUCCUCGCGAAGAAUGGAAACAAAAUUGAUUUCUGCUUAAUUGUUUUUCUUUGGCCUGUUGGCAUGGGGUACCUGUUACAAUGAACCGUCUGCUCGUUAUGUCAGAGGUCAUCCCCAGCGACGCAGUCGUCAACCCCUGCAGCUGCCUUUCCGACAGCUGGGUCAUGGCACGUGACACCAUGGUGACGCGAGACUGCUUUGACAAAGUUUGGCGCCACCGCCAGUCUUGCCACAGGAGAGACAGCCUUUGAGACAUUUUUGCUUCCCGCAAGAUGUGAGUGUCAGGCCAUCAUGUGCGAUUGCGACUUUCCACAAAGCUUGCGACCAUAUAUUUGUGUGUCAGAAGUCAGAUCGUGUCCAUGUUUGUGUCGCACGGCUUUUCACAGCUUUUUGCACUGUGUGUUGCUUUGCCCACGCUUGAUCUGGUCAAGUAAAUGACAAAUAUUUAUUAUCUUAUAGUUGGCAUAAAAUAAACAAUGAAUCUCAGAAAAAUAGGUUUAUAUAGAGUUAUCACUAAUAAAGACUAUUCAAAACAGCAGCAACAACUCUCAUCUGUAAUCGAAACGGGACAAGUUUUGUAUGGUCCACCAUUUUGACUUGCAGUCCACAAAAUUUUAAGGUAUAGCCCAUGAUGUCAUGCCACUGUCACACUUCUCUCCAAGAGUGACCAGAAGUCGAAAAGUGUUGGUGAAAACCACAAAACUUUUAAAAAAUCCAACAAAAUACCCAACUUGAAUCCUGUGAGUUUGAUAGUGAGUUUGCUGUCUUCUUAGCUUGUUUUUCUUAACUACAGGCUUAAUAGGAAAUAACGAAUGACAGUGGUUAGUUUUUUUUUAAUCGAAUACCACUUGCUCUUUGAAUAAACGGCACAUGUAAAAUAAUAUCCUUACAAUUUGAAUAGUCUGAUGCUAACAGAAGUGAAUUUAAAUGUGUCAAAAAAUAAAAAAAGAACGCUAUAAGCGUAUAACCACUUACAACAAGAAACAAGAGGACAAGAGAGAUUUUGUGUGAGAGAUGGGAUGUCAACUUUUUUUUUUUUUUUUCUUCCUCUUAUUCUUGUUCGUGUUCUUGCUCCUCGGCUUGAUCAUGGUUUUUGUUCUUAAUCUUGUUCAAAUCUUCAUCAUCAAUCAUCCAUCAUCAUCCAUUCAUUAUCAUCCAUCAUCCAAUCAUGAUCCACCCACCAUCCACCCACCAUCCAUCCAUCGACCAUCCAUCCACCCAUCAUCCAUCCAUCCACCCACCAUUAAUCCAUCCUCCAUUCUCUCCAUCCUCAUCCUCCUCCUCCUCCUCAUCAUCAUCAUCAUUCGGCAUGUUUUCUGUGACAAACUCGGCUAGGCAAUACAAGAUCAGUACCAUAUAGUCCAAAAGUGCCCCAGAGAGUUUCUUCCGUGUGAAGGCCAAGUGAACUUUGCUUCCUAAGGCGGUUUUAUCAAAGUGAAGCCGAAACUUGGUCUCGAUAAGGCCAUUGAUGGGAACUGAUCACAUCAUACUCUAUGACAAGUGGCGUGUUCACAAACUUGUCAAAGUAGAGUCCAACUUGAAUAAAUACAUGUCGUAAAUAUUACUGUCUUUAUUGGCAUUCAUCAUG